This is a messenger RNA of Thyridium curvatum, 2244 nucleotides long. RefSeq lists its product as uncharacterized. Lineage: Eukaryota; Fungi; Ascomycota; Sordariomycetes; Thyridiales; Thyridiaceae. Gene Ontology annotation, molecular function: inositol hexakisphosphate 3-phosphatase activity. Bases 1 to 2244 code for a protein of 747 amino acids. The transcript has 3 exons. The record is from RefSeq and is a predicted model, not a curated record.
AUGAUUGCCUCAUCUCUGGUCGCCCUGCUAGCCCUCGGGUUGAGCCACGCCCGCGCCGCCGUCGAGGUCAGCGCCAAUGUGACCGUUUUCCCCGGCAAGGUCAAGUCCGACUCGACAGCGAUCCUGUAUGCCGACCAGCAGCCGCUUGUCCUCGGCAACGAUGGCACUGCCCACGGCGGGGGCUUCCACGUGUACGACCUCGGUGCCAGGUCCGAAGUGACGUCUGUCUACACUGGACGGACGAAGCUGGUCACGACCGUGCAGAAUGUCAACGGCCGCCACUGGGCUGUCACCAUCGCGCAGCCCGACUCGGUGAUGAGGGUAUUUGAGCUUCCUGCGGUCAGGCGUGUCGAAAGUGCCGACUUCAAGUCACUCGGAGACUGGUCUGCUCUAUGCGGAUGGAAGAGCAAGACUGGAAACCAGUAUGUGUAUCUGUUUGGCAAGAAGGAGGCGGUGGAGUUCCUGGUCCAGCCUGCGGGCGAGGAUGUCAAACUAGUUGAGGUCCAACGCUUCCCUGUGCCCUUUGAGGCUUCCGGGUGCGCUGCAUCUCGUUCCCAGUCUCGGAUGUACGUCUCAGCCGACGACGACAAGACUGUCUACGCCUUCUCGCUGGCAGAGACUACGAGCACUCCCAAGAUCGUCGAGGCCGGUAAGGCCGCCAGCGACGUGACAGGAUUGGCCGUCUAUGUCGGCCUGGAGCAAGAUUACCUGUUCGUCGCUCAGGAGAGCACCAUCGGAGUCUACGACAAGUCUUUCAAGCUCGCAGGCACCAUCGGCCUUAAAGGCCUGGCCGGCAUCAAGGCAAAGGGCCUAAACAUCUACCAGGGCGCUGCUUCUCCAUAUGCUGCCGGCGCUGUCACCUUUGCUUUCAAGUCCAAAAGUGGCACUGGCGCCGGCUUUGUUGAGCUUGAGAACGUACUCAAGUCUCUUGGCAUCUCGAAGAACACCGCUUUCGAUCCUCGACGUGUAGGCUCCUGCGGCCGCAAGUCUCCCCUCUGCGAUGCCUGCUCCGGUAAUGGGUUCUGUGGGAACGGCACUGCGCCAUCGUGCAGCUGCUUCUCCGGCUUCGCUGGCGGCAAGUGCACCGACAUCACCUGCACUGACAACUGCUCCGGCCACGGCAAGUGUAUCGGCGCCAACGUCUGCAAGUGCGAGGCCGGCUGGGGUGGCCUGUUCUGCUCGUUCCUAGACAUCGAGCCGACCUACGAGACCGAGGCCAGCGGCGAUGACGGCGAUGACCCUGCCAUCUGGAUCAACCCCGUCGAUCGUGCGCAGUCUCGCAUCAUCACCACCACCAAGUCAGAUCAGGGUGCUGGCCUGGGCCUCUUCGACCUGACCGGCAAGCUCCUCCAGCAUCUGCCCGCUAGCAAGCCUAACAACAUCGACGUAAUCUACAGCUUUCAGGCGGGCGGGCGGAAGAUCGACCUUGCGUUUGCCGGCUGCCGCGGCGACAACACGCUCUGCCUGUUCGAGAUCGCCCCCAACGGCACCCUCUCCGCCAUCGCCGGCGGCAUCCAGCCCGUCGUGGCGGGCUUCACCGUCUACGGCUCCUGCACCUACCGCUCCCGCAAGUCCGGCAAGCAGUACCUCUUCGUCAACGAGAAGUCGUCGCGGUACCUACAGUACGAGCUGUCUGCCACCGCGGCGGGCGAGCUGCAGACGACGCUCUUGCGCGACUUCAUGGCCGGGUCCGGAGGCCAGGUCGAAGGCUGCGUCGCCGACGACGCCAACGGGUGGCUGUUCCUGGGCGAGGAGCCCUCGGCGCUGUGGCGCUACGGUGCCGAGCCCGACCGCGGCCGCGCCGAGGGCGUGGCCAUCGCCCGCGUCGGCGACGGCAAGCUGCACGGCGACGUGGAGGGCGUGACGCUGGUGGAGGGCGGGACCGCCGACGCGGGGCUGAUCAUCGUGUCGAACCAGGGCGUCAGCGCGUACAACAUCUACAGGCGGGCCGCGCCGCACGAGUACGUCGCGACCUUUACCGUCGUGCGCACGGCCGACGGGCGGGUCGACGCCGUGAGCAACACGGACGGGGUGGCGGCCGUGGGCGCGGCGCUGGGCGGGGACUUCCCGCAGGGUCUGGUCGUUGUGCACGACGACGCCAACGAGCUGCCGGAUGGGACGACGAGCGAGGAGGCCAGCUUCAAGCUCGUGAGCCUGGGGAAGAUCCUGGGUGCGGAGCAGCUGAAGGCGCUGAACCUGUCGGGGGAGGUCGAUGCGGCGUGGGAUCCUAGGAAGGGACUGUGA